UCCCGCCCUCUCCGUAUGGCGAACGGCAGCCCGGAAGGGUUAAUCCGCGGCCGCCAGUUUUGCAGUAGGUGAACGGACCUCACAGGCGUCUCUGCAGAGGCAGAGCCCCCACUGGGCGCCGCGCCCUUAACGUGGACUGCUGCGGGCGAGACCCGGAAGCCCGCGGGGUCCGGAAGUGGCGGCGCACGCCUCGGGACCCUCGACAUCUCAGGACGUGCGGUACGCGGUGAGACGCGGCGACGGCUGCCUUUCGCCGCGUUCUCCUCGGGUUGGAGGCGGGCGCGGCGGUCACCACUUGUCCCUCAUUCCCCUGUGUGACCCGGCGGGAAUGGCUGCCCCGUCCAUGAAGGAGAGGCAGGUGUGUUGGGGCGCCCGCGACCAGUACUGGCGGUGCCUCGACGACAACGCAGACGACACGGCCCGCUGCCGUCAGCUGAGGAGCUCGUUCGAGGCGAGCUGCCCCCAGCAGUGGAUAAAAUAUUUUGACAAAAGAAGAGACUAUUUAAAAUUUAAGGAAAAAUUUGAAGCAGGACAAUUUCAGCCUUCACAGUCAACUGAGAAUUCCUAGGCUUUUCCUAAGAUUUUUACAAAGACUGAAAUUACUCUUCUCCUGGACAUUUAAAGAUGCUCUGCUGAUUCUGGGACAAUGGCAGUGUGAAUCAUGCCCAACCUGGGUGCUGGGAUCCAUACUCUGAUCUGCACAAAUAGUACUCUUAAUCCCUGCAUCAUCUCUCCAGCCCGGUCAUGAUUCUUAGUAAGAAAAAUACUGUUUACCAAGUGGGAAAAUGAUAUGAAGAGAUACUCCUUGAAAGAAAAUGCAAUUGAAGA
This is a messenger RNA of Nannospalax galili (Upper Galilee mountains blind mole rat), 828 nucleotides long. RefSeq names its product cytochrome c oxidase assembly factor 6 homolog. Gene Ontology annotation, biological process: respiratory chain complex IV assembly. The record is from RefSeq and is a predicted model, not a curated record. Gene Ontology annotation, cellular component: mitochondrion; respiratory chain complex IV. NCBI's taxonomy places the organism in Eukaryota, Metazoa, Chordata, Mammalia, Rodentia, Spalacidae.